Molecule: messenger RNA, 1578 nt
Organism: Candida tropicalis MYA-3404
Lineage: Eukaryota; Fungi; Ascomycota; Pichiomycetes; Serinales; Debaryomycetaceae
Product: bifunctional fructose-2,6-bisphosphate 2-phosphatase/6-phosphofructo-2-kinase
Exons: 1
Coding region: 1-1578 (525 amino acids)
Biological process (GO): fructose 2,6-bisphosphate metabolic process; fructose metabolic process
Cellular component (GO): cytosol
Molecular function (GO): ATP binding; 6-phosphofructo-2-kinase activity; fructose-2,6-bisphosphate 2-phosphatase activity
Source: RefSeq, a predicted model, not a curated record
AUGUCGGCACUUUCAGAUGAAGAAGAUAUUGAAUUAUUCAAAGGAUUUGGUGCUGAGGAACCUAAUCAUAGAAACCAAUUAAGAACAAAGAAAAGGUGGUCAUUCAAUAACCCCGCCGCUCGUCCAGAUUUCUCUGGGUUGGCAAAUGAUGGCACAGUGCAACCGCCUAAAAGAGCUCCUGGUAGAAGAAUGAGUGACAUCACUGGGAUUGAUAGUAUUCAUAAACCAAUAGAUCCAUUCAGUGAAUUAGGUGGAGCCCAGUUAUAUCUGACCGAAUCUGGAAGAUUGUUUCAUGCGGGACAAAUUAUUAUCAUCUUGACAGGUUUGCCUGGUAGAGGAAAAACUCAUUUGUCAGUUUCUUUAACUAGAUAUUUAAGAUGGCUUGGUGUCAAUACCUUUCCUUUCCAUUUGGGUAAUUAUAGACGUGCUAAUGCUGUCGAUGACGUUACUCAUGAUUUAUUUGUCCCAUCACCUAAAUCAGCUAAAGUUAAUGAAUUGAGACAAAAGAUGGUUAAUGAAUGUCUUCAAGAUAUUGAAAACUUUUUCAAUAAUGAUGGUGGUCAAAUUGCCAUUUACGAUGCUGUCAAUGCCAAACCGGAAUAUCGAUUAGAAUUGCAAAAGAAGUUCCGUGCAAUGGGUGUUCAAGUGUUGUUUAUUGAAAGUUUGGUUACUGAUGACAAAAUAGUUAUGAAGAAUAUCCAUGAAGCUGCCAAGUCCUCACCAGAUUAUGAAAAUUGGGAUUAUGAUAAGGCAUACAAAGAUUAUAGUGACAGAAUUAAUGCCCUUGGUCCAUUUUAUGAAAACAUGGGAGGUCCAGAGGAAGAACAUUUAUCUUAUAUUAAAUUUAUUAAUUUUGGUGAAAGGCUUGAGUUGCACAAUACAAAUUAUGGUUACUUGAUAAACAAAGUUGUAUUUUAUUUGAUGAAUGGUAAAAUCAAAUCCGGAUCUUUAUUCUUAGCAAGAUGUUAUAAAAACUACUUAGACUAUAACCAAGAUCCACCAUUGGAUGCUGAUGGUUUGAAGUAUGCAAGAAACUUAACUCAGACGUUAGUUGACCAUUUGAAAAGUUCUGGAAGAGACUAUAUCGAUAAGCUGAAAGAUGAUAGUGAGAGUCAAACAUUACAAGUAUGGACAUCGGUGAAGCAAAGAACAGUUGAAACCACUCAAUUUUUAGCCAAAAAGAAUGUCAAUAUUAGAAAUAGAAUCCAAUUAUCACAAAAGAACCCAGGGCUUACUAGUGGAUUAACUUACGAUGAAAUUAGAGAAAAAUUCCCAUUGGAAUCUGUCCAGUAUGAUCAUGAUCCAUAUCAUUACCGUUAUCCAAGAGCCGAGUCUUAUCAUGACUUGGCCAUUAAGGUUGAACCUUUGAUCUUGGAGAUGGAAAGAAUGAGCGGUGAUUUAUUGAUUAUUGCCGAUGAAACUGUUUUGCGUGUUUUCUAUGGAUAUUUAAUGUCAUGCUCAAGUUAUGAGAUUGCCACUCUAGAUUUCAAGACAGAUGAAAUCAUUGAAGUCAAGUUUAAUGCAUAUUCAAACGCAGCAACCAAAAUUAAAAUUAAAGACUAUUACAAUACCGCCUAA